Molecule: messenger RNA, 607 nt
Organism: Beta vulgaris subsp. vulgaris (sugar beet)
Lineage: Eukaryota; Viridiplantae; Streptophyta; Magnoliopsida; Caryophyllales; Amaranthaceae
Product: cytochrome c oxidase subunit 6B-like protein new16
Exons: 4
Coding region: 59-373 (104 amino acids)
Cellular component (GO): respiratory chain complex IV; mitochondrion
Source: RefSeq, a predicted model, not a curated record
AGGUUGAAGUUGCAUUUAAUUAUUUUCGUGAUUUGUUGUUCAAGUAAGUAAAAUAGUAAUGGGUGUGGAUGCGCAAAACCCUGAAAAAGUUCAUAAGGAUGUGCUUGCUGAUGCGAGACAAGCUUGCUACAAGGCUCGUGAUGCAUUCUACAAUUGUUUGGAGAGAGAAUCCGGUAAAAAAGCCUCCGAAAGUGCUUGCGCCGGCCUUCUUUAUCCUCGCGAUUGCAAAGCAGCUAGGGUUAAUUACGAGUUGAAUUGCCGUCCUGCUUGGGUUAAGCAUUUCGACAGGCUAUAUUGUACCAACAAGAGAACUCAAAGAUUCUUGGAUGACAAUGAGUCCAGGAGAGCUCUUGGAGGAAAGAGUACUUGUUGAGAGAUGAUAUAUUAAUUUCCGGGAGUAAACCAAAAAAAUGUACUCUCAGAGAGUCAAAGGUAUAUUGGUAUAGUUGUACAACAGUACACUGUACAAGUGAGAAUGAUGCUUAGCAUUAUGUAAAAUCUUCUAAGCUUUUCCAUGGAGAAAGCUACCUCUAUACCAGUUUGUAACACCAAAUUCUAUUUCUGAUGUUUCUUAUAUAAGAUCAUCAUCUGAUCCUUUAAGCUUGUA